Molecule: messenger RNA, 4125 nt
Organism: Conger conger (European conger)
Lineage: Eukaryota; Metazoa; Chordata; Actinopteri; Anguilliformes; Congridae
Gene: plod3
Product: procollagen-lysine, 2-oxoglutarate 5-dioxygenase 3
Exons: 19
Coding region: 112-2316 (734 amino acids)
Biological process (GO): peptidyl-lysine hydroxylation
Cellular component (GO): endoplasmic reticulum
Molecular function (GO): L-ascorbic acid binding; iron ion binding; procollagen glucosyltransferase activity
Source: RefSeq, a predicted model, not a curated record
GAAAGAAGACUCCGCGAGAGUUGCAGAUGUGGAGUAAAAGGCAAGGUUUUUACUGCAGGACGUGAGAGGGUUGGGGAGAUAAGCGGGGAAUAAUUCGGGGAAUACGAAGUGAUGGAACCGUCUUUUCUUGUCGUGAUUUUCGUGUUGGCUCUCAGUCUGCCAGACGAUGCAACUGCGGCGGACCAGAAGACCAUAGCUUCAGAGAACCUGCUGGUCAUCACUGCAGCUACUGAGGAGACUGAUGGCUUUAAUCGGUUCAUGCGGACAGCAAGGGAGUUCAACUACACUGUGAAGGUGCUGGGUCUGGGGGAGGACUGGAAGGGAGGGGACGUUGCUCGCACAGUUGGUGGGGGUCAGAAGGUUCGCUGGCUGAAGAAGGAACUUGAGAAGCACAGUGACAAGGAGGAGCUGGUCAUUCUUUUUGUGGACAGCUAUGAUGUGAUCCUGGCCAGUGGGCCACAGGAGCUGCUGUGGAAGUUCUCCAGGAUCGGCCACCGCGUGGUCUUCUCUGCGGAGGGCUUCUGCUGGCCUGACCAGAAGCUGGCGUCUAAAUACCCGCCUGUCUACACUGGAAAGCGGUAUCUGAACUCCGGAGGUUUCAUUGGCUACGCCCCUGAGCUCAACAGCAUCGUGCAGCAGUGGAAGUACAAGGACAAUGAUGAUGACCAGCUGUUUUACACCAAGAUCUACCUGAACAAGGCCCAGCGGACGAAGUUCAACAUGACUCUGGACCAUCGCUCCCGCAUCUUCCAGAACCUCAAUGGAGCAAUUGAGGAGGUGGUGCUCAAAUUUGAAAAGGCGCGUGUGCGUGCUAGGAAUGUGGCCUACGACACCCUUCCUGUCAUCAUCCAUGGCAACGGACCCACUAAGCUGCAACUGAAUUACCUGGGGAACUAUGUGCCGACGGCCUGGACACAUGAGACCGGUUGUGGCAUCUGUGAUGACGACCUGCUCGAUGUCAACGAACUGCCGGAUGAGGAGAUGCCCAUAAUUCAGAUUGCAGUGUUUAUUGAACAUCCCACGCCCUUUCUCCCAGAGUUUUUGGAGAGGUUGACAACCCUGAACUAUCCUAUGAACCGACUGAGACUCUUCAUUCACAACAAUGUGGUUUACCAUGAGCAGCACAUCCAGCAGUUCUGGGAUCGCCACAGGACUGUGUUCCCUAACCCUCGCAUCGUGGGACCAGAAGAGAACCUCCAACACGACCUGGCCAGAACCAUGGCACUGGAUUCAUGUCGGCAGGACCCCACGUGCGAUUACUACUUCAGUAUUGAUGCUGAUGUUGCCGUGACCAACCCAGACAUCCUGAGGAUCCUGGUUGAGGAGAACAAACCAGUCAUCGCCCCCAUGCUCUCCCGCCAUGGAAAGCUGUGGUCUAAUUUCUGGGGCGCUUUGAGUCCAGAGGGGUUUUACGCUCGAGCUGAAGAUUACAUUGACAUUGUCCAGGGCAAGCGUGUUGGGCUGUGGAACGUACCCUACAUCACUCAGGUGUAUCUGAUCCGAGGGACUACUCUGCGCACACGCCUGGCCCAGGUCAGCCUGUACACACAGGACGGCAUGGACGCCGACAUGGCCUUCUGCAGGACAGUCCGAGACCAGGGCGUGUUCAUGUUCGUGUCGAACAGAGAUGAGUUUGGGCGGCUUGUUUCCACUACUAACUACAACACCAGCCGGCUUCAUCCAGACAUGUGGCAGAUCUUUGAUAACCCUGUGGACUGGAGAGAGAAGUAUAUCCAUGAAAACUACUCCAAAAUAUUUGAGGAGGAAAACUUUGUGGAACAGCCCUGCCCCGAUGUGUACUGGUUCCCGGCCUUCUCUGAAAAGAUGUGUGAUGAACUGGUGGAGACGAUGGAAGAUUUUAACGGGUGGUCAGGAGGAAAGCACAAUGAUGAACGUCUAGCGGGGGGGUACGAGAAUGUGCCCACCGUGGACAUCCACAUGAACCAGAUCAGUUUUGAGAAGGAGUGGCUUAAAUUCCUCAAGGAGUACAUUGUCCCCGUCACUGAGAAGCUCUACCCUGGAUACUAUCCCAAGGCCCAGGCAGUGAUGAACUUCGUGGUGCGUUACAGACCCGAUGAACAGCCCUUCCUACGGCCACACCAUGACUCUUCCACCUUCACCAUCAAUGUAGCCCUCAACAGCAAGGGCAUUGACUAUCAGGGUGGGGGAUGUCGUUUCCUGCGCUAUGACUGCAAAGUCGAGGCUCCACGGAAGGGGUGGUCCUUCAUGCACCCAGGUCGUCUCACUCACUAUCAUGAAGGGCUCCCCACCACACAGGGCACCCGAUAUAUUAUGGUCUCUUUUGUUGACCCAUAAACGCAUGCACGAGGGCGUAUGGGUGGGUAUGGGUGACGGUCUGGAGGGAAAUCUGACAUGAUGUAUUUUAAGCGGUGGGGAGACAGGGGGAUAUACUAGUUGCAUAAAACACUUUCAGCUGCUCUCAUUGCUAAAGUAAGUUGGUGAUUAGGGGUCCAUAGGAUUUAAAUUGUACAAUUUAAUCUGCAUUUUAUGAAUGUUAUCUUAGGAAAUGUAUCCUUAGUAUUUUUCUAAGAUAGACAAAAAUACAUCUUGAAAAUUAUCUGUCAACCACUACCUUUUUGCAACAGAAAAUAUGGUGAUCAGACCACCAGGUAAUUAAAGGUUAAUGUUUUUUUGUGUUCGUCAAAGUUUUAGCAGAGAGUUUUAUGCAACUGGUCACUAGAAUUAUGAGGCUCUUGAAUUUCAAAACAAGAGACAAAAUGGUCCUGGAAGGAUUAAGAUCAUUCCUGGUUUCAUAUCAUUGUACUGUUUAUAUGUGUAAAAUUGCAAACCUGGCUCAAACACUUUCUAGAUUUAGUGCCAUUGUAGCCAGUGCAGUACAGCUGAAACCGCAGUAUCAGAUUCCUGAUCCGGAUCUGGUUUUUCAAUUUUAGGUUUGGUUAUAAUUAAAAUUGUGAGCCCAUAAAUUGAAAUCUCAAUUUGGUAAACUAAUAACCAUUAACUGAAGGUCAGUGGGUUGGAUGACCAGGGUUAUGGACGCGUUUAAAAGGAGACAUUAAUCAUAAAUGCUGCCUUUUUUCAGAACUUGAAAACCUACAGUAGCAGACAGACUUUGUGAUACCUUGUGACAGUGAUUGGAUUUCAAAGAAUUCUGAAAGAGAGAGAAAAAAAAUCAUAACCCCAGAAUUGUAUAAGGUAGGUGGGGAGGGCAAAUUCCUGCCCUUGCGUAGUUUUAUUGAAGGCUUGUCACAAAUUCUAAAUGUUGCGUAGGGAAACUAUUUUUGAUAUAUUGACUUAAUUGUAUUGCCUAAGAAUGGCACUUUCCUGAAGUGCACCACAUGGCCUUUCAGCUGAAUAUGCACAGUACAUUGGUUAAAUUAGCAUAUUCCAGAGCAAUAUGGUGUACUAAUGGAAAUUGUAGUAAACCAGGUGGUUACAGCUGAAAUCUUUACACUCUGCAUUUCCCCUCAGGUGUGUUUGUGUGUUACUCUUUGUAUAUCUGGAUGUGUGCUUGUUUCAGUUUGUAAGUAAUAUAAGUUUUAUUCUUGUGUAAAUUUGUUAGUGAGAAGGUGAAAAGGCUUUUAAAUUAACCUGGUUUUGGAAAUGGGUGACAGAGAGGUAGAAGGGACCUACUACAGUUCAUUAUUUCUCUGUAAAUUAUAGUAUUAUCCAAGACUUUCCCUUCAUCACUCAUGAAUAAAGCUGUGGCCAUUGUAUAUCAUAUAGGAUUCCAUCAGUACAUUAUAUUGGAGGUGAAUGUGUGCUUUGACUAUUACAGUACAUUAAUUAUAUCGGAGGGGUGUAGACAAGAAUUUUAUUUAUUUUAUUUUUAAGUCUUCUUGACUUGAUGCAAAUUAAAUUUCCAAUAAGAAAUACAUUGGAAUGUGUAGUUUAAUACAUUGAGCCAAAAUAGGUAUACAAGUUUUCAUAUCAAGAAGCAGUGCUUUCACAAAUGCUACAAUUUAUAGGAAGUAUUUUAGGAAAACUUUUGGUUUGCUUUAAUCUUCCAUACUAUUACGUAAUCCAGUUUAUUCUUGUUUUUAAGUGUGACUACUUUUACUGUAAAUGUUUUCCAUGCUGUGCUUUGUACAAAGAGCAUUAAAUUAUUUCUGUGGUUGAAAUAUAGAAUAAAGUUUUGAAAUAAUA